CCAAAUGAAGUUUAGCCAAGCCCAAAAAACAUGUCUAGCAGUAGAAAAAAUAACCAUAGUAACACAAAUCAAGAAAGCAAAUUGUUUGGAACCAGAAAGAGGGCAGAACAACCCUAAAAAGAAACAGAUGCAAAUAUUUAUAAAGGCAAAAAAAAUUAAGCUCAGAGAUCAUCAUCCUCCUCCAAAUGAGAACUCUCCCCCUGGGUAGAGCCAUCAUCUGCCCUCAGGAGGAUGGAGUAAGAGCUCUUGAGGAUGGAGGAGGGGACCUUAUGGGAAGGAUGUUGACUAUUUCUGGCACCAUGUGUAAGCUCUCUCCACAUUAUGACCUCCCCUGUGAGCACAUCUUGCACAUCAUCCAAGCACAGAAAUUUGUUCACAAGCUCAGAGGAAAAGGCAUAAUACUUCCCUCGCACAAAUACCUUCUCAAAAUUCUCAUCAACAGAGGCUACAAAGUUCUCAUUCAGACUGCAGUAGAAUUCACGCACAACUUGUUUGACAUAGGACCCUUGCAAGAGGCGGCUCUCAAAUUGGAUGGUAGGAGCGGUAGCGCUCUGGACGGCUCCUCGAGGGCGGCGGCGCACCAACUUGGACGGCAAUCUCCCUGGACUGGCGGCGGCUCGACAGCAACUGGGUCAGCGGCUGCACCUUCUCGAGGCGGCGACAAUCUGCGGCAAGUUACGCUGGCGGUUGCGCGGCUGGACGGCGACUGCUCCACGAGGGGAGACUGCGGUGGUUAGAACAAAAGUCUCUCUCCUUCAGCGGCGGUAUUGGUCGUCCUCAUAGUCUAUGACCAGUGUCGCGGCUUCAACGGCUCUUUCAAUCUUCUUGAUCAGAUCCAAGAAAACAGUGAUACAAGAAAAGAGACUGCAGGUGCUAAGCUGGAUAGUUAGUUACGGAUGAGUUGGAAUCCUAACCAAUUCUGUUGAAGAUUCUGUUUCAAUUCUUCUUCUUUUAAUGUUGUAUAUAAACCCCUGCAUCUUGUAAAAACUGGACAUGAAUGAAUAAACACAAAUCUC
Cuscuta campestris is the source of this 1016-nucleotide messenger RNA. The record is from the annotation of a GenBank genome assembly. Lineage: Eukaryota; Viridiplantae; Streptophyta; Magnoliopsida; Solanales; Convolvulaceae.